CCUCCAGCCCCCCUUCUUGUCCCUCCCUCACCUUCCAGCUCGCUUCCUUGGGGCCCCUUUCGGCUCCAAGGCAUGUGCUCCAUGCUACCAUGGAUGCCGCCAAUCCCUCGAUGACCACAGUCUCACGGCGCCCAAGGCCCAAGACCCGAACAGGCUGCUUGACCUGCAAAUCUCGACGUGUGAAAUGUGAUGAGCGGAAGCCAUCUUGCCUGCGAUGUCUCUCCACCAAGCGCAUCUGUGAAGGGUAUCCUGUCGUAGACCGUCCCACCGCCGCUAUUACCAACCAGCUAGCUGAUGAAGAACGGCGAGCUUUGGCGUUUUUUCGCGGCCAAACAGCCCAUCGAAUUUUCGGGGAACAAGAUGCCAAUGAUUGGGUUCCUGUCAUCCUCCAAAUUGCACAUGUCGAGCCUGCAGUUCGACAUGCCAUCACUGCCCUGGCAUCAGUGCAUGAGAGCCUACAGCCAGCCAAGGAGCUCACCUGGAUUCGUCAAUCUCCCCAGGAUCGCAGUCUCUCGGUUCAGAUGCUAGCCUUGAGACAUUAUAACCACGCCAUCCAAUCCCUCCGAGGUGAAUCUAUUGACAUGUCCUCUCGUCCCGACAUCACCAUGGUCUUGUGCAUUCUAUUCCUCUGCUUUGAGCAAUUCCGCACCGGUGAUGCUGCCUGCUUGGUUCACUUGACUGCGGCCCUCAAGCUGAUCGAUUGGUGGCGAUCACGCACCGACAACUAUACAAAACUCAAGGAUUACUCCCGACCCACUCUAGAGUUCAUGAAUGAAAAAAUCACCCCCAUUAUCCAACGGCUUCGAGUCCAGUUCUCGCUCUGUAUGGAUUCGCGGCAUAGCUGGAGGGGAUACGGCUUCACCCCCGGCCUACCGCCUCCAACAAUCCCGCCAUCAUACUCCUCGUUUGACGCUGCGCGAAGAGAUUUUGAUCGCGCGAUGAACUACAUAUUCUCAGCCCUAGAAAACAAGGAGGUCCUGUGCCCUCAUAAGCCCGUACGGGACCCGAUUUCUGUGCUGCACCACUGGAAGGACACAUUGGACUCCUCGGACCUGUCUUCCCAGGCGACGCACCUCCAGGACUGUAGUCACCAGCUCCUAGAACUCUAUUAUCACGUUUCAAUUGUGAUCACGGGCACCUACUACACCGUGCUUGAGACCACGUUCGAUGGAUAUAUUGACCAAUUCAGAGCCAUUGUCGACCUCGCCGAGCAGGUCGUCCUUGACUGGCAGCAUGCGCCUAAGGAGUACAGUCUCCUGUUUAGCUUCGACUUGGGCAUCACCCCGCCCAUGUUCCUGGUGGCAUCCCGAUGUCGUCAUCCAGAAAUUCGACGAAAGGCCGUUCGUCUGAUGCUCGAGUCGCCAUUCUAUCACGGUGUCUGGCCCGAUCGAUAUACGGGUCUCUGUGCGGAACGCAUCGUCGACAUCGAAGAAGCGGGCAUGGAGCGCUACCCCGACGGGAGUACAUACGUGCCCGAGCAUUGUCGAAUUCGGAAAGUUUCCGCGGAUCUCCAGGAUACGAAAGACCACAUCGCCAUGAAGUUUGUUCGGUCUCCAUUCGUUGAGAACUCCCCUGUCUACACUACAAUGGUCCCAUUGACAUCCUGA
This is a messenger RNA of Aspergillus ibericus CBS 121593, 1607 nucleotides long. RefSeq names its product Zn(II)2Cys6 transcription factor. Gene Ontology annotation, molecular function: zinc ion binding; DNA-binding transcription factor activity, RNA polymerase II-specific. Lineage: Eukaryota; Fungi; Ascomycota; Eurotiomycetes; Eurotiales; Aspergillaceae. The transcript has 3 exons. The record is from RefSeq and is a predicted model, not a curated record. Bases 90 to 1607 code for a protein of 505 amino acids. Gene Ontology annotation, biological process: regulation of DNA-templated transcription.